AUGCAUAUUGAAAAUGAUUGGAAGGCAUUAAAAAGUAUUUUUAACUGCGAAGAUGAAACUUUAACAUUAGUUAUUCAUGCAAUACUUUCAGACAUGUUAAAAGAAUCUUUGCAAAAUGUUGAAAAGAUAACAUCAUCAGUUCAAAGAGAAGCUUGGAAAGAUAAUUUUAGUCAAAAAUAUGUUUUACCAAGAAUUAAGAAUUUUAUAGGAACUGCCAAUAACUUCCGCAUUGUGUUGGAUAAAAAUGCAGAGAAUUCACUUGAAAUUAAUGAGAAUAUGCAAACUAGCGAGAACUAUUUGCCUUUACUUUGGAGAUUAAUCAGAAAACCAGAUUUAGACGAUUUUAGAUUUUACUAUAUGUCAAACCAUGAGAAUAAAGAGUUAUUACCACUAUUAAAUAUUUUUUUGAAGCAUGAAAAAAAUCUAAACCUUAUUAAACAUCUUGCACCAAUCAUGAAAUUUAUACAAAUCCUUUCUUCAAGACUUUCUCAUGCUAUUGAGAGACAAAAAGCACGUCAAUUAACAUUUCAACAAUUUAUAGCAAAUGAAUGUGAAGAUGAUGAUACUGAAAAAACCAAAAAAUCUUUGAAUGAAGCAUUUAAUAGCUUUGCAAACUCAUGGAACUGUCUAAUUCCAUAUAUCAAGCGAUAUCAAUAUAAAGACUUACCACAAGGAAUGCCUAAAAUGCAUAAAAAAAUAUCAAUUGUUUAUGGACUAUAUGAGCCAACUGAUGAGUCUAUUUAUAUAUGUGCAAUAAUAGAAUUCUUGGUUCAAUUACAAAACAAUUUUUUAAAUGAGAUUAUAGAAAUUUCUUCAGAAACUUGUCACUCGCUAAAAUUCAUUGAAAAGUCAAGUACCCAUAAAAGCGAACAAGAGUCGAAGUAUUAUUUACAGUCUAUUUCUCUUGAAAAUGCAAAACCAGAACAAAUAAUUGAUUAUGAUGAUAUUUCUGAG
This is a messenger RNA of Racocetra fulgida, 954 nucleotides long. The record is from the annotation of a GenBank genome assembly. Lineage: Eukaryota; Fungi; Glomeromycota; Glomeromycetes; Diversisporales; Gigasporaceae.